Messenger RNA from Penicillium pulvis, 1020 nucleotides. RefSeq lists its product as uncharacterized. The record is from RefSeq and is a predicted model, not a curated record. The transcript has 4 exons. NCBI's taxonomy places the organism in Eukaryota, Fungi, Ascomycota, Eurotiomycetes, Eurotiales, Aspergillaceae. Bases 1 to 1020 code for a protein of 339 amino acids.
AUGUUGUACAAUAAAGAUGAGGCCAUUACCGGGACGGCCAAGGUGAUUAUCACUGUCACUACAAUUUUAGGCGUCCUUGCCAUUAUAUCGGUUGCACUCCGUAUUAAAGCGCGUGUAUACUCCAAGCUCUUUUUGGGCGUGGACGACUAUCUCGUUAUUAUCUCCCUGGCUCUGUCCUGCGGGAUCAGCAUCCUCUUCAAUUACACAGCCGCCGUGACUGGGGUGGGCGACCCCAAGUUCGAGCCCACCCUGGAGACCACGAUCUUCGCGCUGAAGAUGGUUUUCGCCUGUGAGAAUACUCAAAUAGUUAUAAUGGGGCUGAUUAAGAUAUCUAUCCUGUGUUUCUACCGGCGUAUUUUCGGCAUUUCACGCAAGUUCGUCAUGGCCAGCAAUGUGCUCAUCGUGUUGAUUUCUACUUUCACAUUGGGCAUUUUGCUGUCGGUCAUCUUCUCGAAAUGGCCUGUUUACCUUCAAUGGGAUCCAACCGCUCCAUACAACAUGAAUGCAUCGGCAGUGCUCAUCUGCUACGUCGUUGGAAAUAGCCUGUUCGAUAUUUUAACACUGUCUCUUCCAAUCGCGGCCGUGCAGACAUUGCAGAUCAACCAGUCAAAGAAGCUAUUCAUGACGGUGAUCUUUUCCCUGGGAAGCACAUGCAUGGCAGCGUCCCUCGUCCGACUCUACUACGCCGUAGCAUGGUCUAGGGUGACUCCGACUGCUAACAGUCUAUUUGAAUCACCCUUUAUCUACAACAUCCUCUGGGCACUUAUCGAACCACCCGUCUUCAUCCUAGUGGGCUCCAUGCUUACAAUAGGGCCCUUGCUACGGAAUAUGCGAGGACCCAAAGAAUGGAUCCGGCUCAUCAGCACUAAAUAUGGGCGGUCAACGAAAUCCUAUGACACAUACAAUGGGUCUCAAACACAUGGCUCGUCGGAAGUUCCUAAGUACAACAAUCCCAAGAACAAUCCGGAAAAUAACGUGUCUCGCGUGUCUUCGAGUGAGAUGGAGCUUUUGUCUGUUUGA